Messenger RNA from Coccidioides immitis RS, 747 nucleotides. RefSeq lists its product as uncharacterized. The record is from RefSeq and is a predicted model, not a curated record. The transcript has a single exon. The coding region runs from base 1 to 747 and encodes 248 amino acids. NCBI's taxonomy places the organism in Eukaryota, Fungi, Ascomycota, Eurotiomycetes, Onygenales, Onygenaceae.
AUGAACCCACAAAAGUCUCGAGGGAGCCAGUCCCGUCCACAUAACAAUGAAUUCUGCACACAGCGGUGUCUCCUAGGCCUACAGCAGGGUGGAGACUUGGAUUCUCGUUGUCCCAACUUCGAGCUCCACCGGUCUGGGGCGCAUGGCCACCAACACCCAAUCAGUGCGCAAGACCUGGUGCUGAUGCUCAAACAGCAGCUUGAUCAGGACCUUGAUCAGGACUGCACUCCAAUGGGAAAAUGUGGGGGAUACGGGGCGCCGUUCAAAGUCACCUGUGCGGCAUAUGGUUACACGGUUGUUGGUAAAGGAACAACAUCGCGACUCUGGAAAGAAGUUUCACAGGAGGCUGAAAUCUACCAUGUUCUUCAGCGUGUACAGGGAUCAGCAGUUCCGGUCUUUCUUGGAAAGAUUGAUUUGGCACAGAUUUACUUCCUACAUGGUGCUGGAGAGAUUCGCCACAUGCUCCUCAUGGGCUGGGGUGGAGAGAGUGUUGUCCAUACCAAGCAAGAUAAGAGUAUCCGAUCUGCCAUCUCACAGUCCAAGGGGGAAAUCCGCUCCCUUGGCGUGUUGCAUGGGGACCUUCGGCCAGAAAACAUUUUGUGGAAUAGAGAGCUGAAACGGGCUCUGAUAAUUGACUUCCAUCGAUGCACUCUAUCUAAUCAACCGAAGCACAGACGAUCCCGACCUCUCAAAAGACAAUUGUGUGGGCAUGAAGAACAGGAAUCAAAACAUAUACGGUUGGUCUAA